Messenger RNA from Pogonomyrmex barbatus (red harvester ant), 599 nucleotides. Its product is annotated as reactive oxygen species modulator 1. Gene Ontology annotation, cellular component: TIM23 mitochondrial import inner membrane translocase complex. The record is from RefSeq and is a predicted model, not a curated record. Gene Ontology annotation, biological process: protein insertion into mitochondrial inner membrane; protein import into mitochondrial matrix. Lineage: Eukaryota; Metazoa; Arthropoda; Insecta; Hymenoptera; Formicidae.
CACAAGUGACGUCAAAUGAAACGGAAAUAGCAGACGGCGCAAUCGUCAUUUCACUCACGUUGUAAAACCAUCAUGGCGUCUUCCCGACAUCGCGAUACGGGCGCAAUGCGUUGAGAUUCCGGCGAUUACAACAAAGUUGCAAUUAAGUUAUAAAAUUGAAAAGUAGAAGUAAAAUCAUUCCCAAUUGACUGCAUCAAGCCGUGAGAUUACGUAACUGAUUCUUAACAAUUACAUCAUUUUGCAGAUUACAAAAUGCCUGUAGUACCUGGAGGAGCCUAUCAACAAGGACCAUCUUGCUUUGACAGAAUGAAAUUAGGCUUCACGAUUGGAUUUUGUGUGGGGAUGGCUUCUGGUGCGCUCUUUGGAGGAUUUACUGCUCUUAGAUAUGGACUAAGGGGGAGAGAAUUGUUAAACAACGUUGGUAAGGUGAUGCUUCAAGGUGGUGGUACAUUUGGCACAUUUAUGGCUAUUGGAACAGGAAUACGAUGCUAGUAUAUGGAUGGAGCUAUGUUACAGAGUAUCUUGCAGCCUGUUUUUUCAUUGAAACUGUUUGUAUUGUAAGCGCGAGUCACUAAGUCUUUAAUAAAGGUAGCAUUAAG